AUGGAUGUCGAUCCUCUCGCCGAUACGGUCCCGCCCCGUCACGCAAUAGAAUCGGACGACGAAGACGAAUACAACCCACUGGAGACUCUUCACGGAAAGCCGAAAUCUUUUGACAUUAAACUUGCCGGAUUUUCUCCAUCGAAUGAACUCAUUGUCGCUACGGGCAGUGUAGCGGAAAUUUGGGCUCGUGGAGCUGAUCUUGGGGAACAGAUUGGCUCGGUUUUCGUUCACGAGCUCGAGGUAGGACUCCUAUUCCAACCCCGUUGGAUAGCAGCUCCCGUGGUGAUCUCAGAAGUUUCAACUCGUCUUCCACUGUGGGCAAUACGUCAAUAUGCGACAACUAUCCUUGAUUCAGUUCAACCUGAGCGACUCAUUCUUCUCGACGAAUACCCGGCCCCUGCUUACAUAUCAUCAUCACGAUUGGUCAAGGCGCCCAUUCGCUAUCUUUCCACAGACAAUUAUUUCUCCCCAGAAGCCCAACCAUUCGCCCCCCCAAAUUUGGUGCAAUCCGCUUCUGCUGCUUUUGUCGCGCAUCAAGCUGAGAGGUCGCGGCAUGCACGAUUGUUUCUCUUCCCCACUUCUUUUGUUGGUUCUCCUGCACCACGUGAUCUUGUUCCAAGUCACCGCCUAGUAUUGCAUGAAGAUGGUCUUGGGGUAUGGGACGACAUCUUGUUGACCACCGCCCACAAGUUGCUUUGCCAAUCUUUAAUGAACCCCGGGCCAAUUCAAGCAGUUUCAUCCUGGACUACGCCUCCGCCAAAGAAGCCAUCUGCAGCUCGUGCGCGACCUGUGGGAAGUGAAGCGGAAUAUUCAAUGUAUAUAUGA
Messenger RNA from Mycena indigotica, 825 nucleotides. RefSeq names its product Membrane-bound transcription factor site-2 protease-like. The transcript is spliced from 4 exons. The coding region runs from base 1 to 825 and encodes 274 amino acids. Lineage: Eukaryota; Fungi; Basidiomycota; Agaricomycetes; Agaricales; Mycenaceae. The record is from RefSeq and is a predicted model, not a curated record.